AUGUCAAUGUUUUUCCGUCUGGCCGGCUCCUUAACGAAAACCAUUGAGCAGGCCCUUGCACUGGCAGCAAUUCCCGUGCUGACAGUUGUUACUUAUACUGGCUUUGCAAUACCCAAACGUCGUGAAUAUUCGUGCGCAGAUUUUGUUCCCUGGGUCCUGGAUAUGACAGCGUUGCGCCUGACCAGCACGUAUGUGCAGCAAAGGGUCCCACUCCUUGACCCAGGGUAG
Messenger RNA from Aspergillus tanneri, 228 nucleotides. RefSeq lists its product as uncharacterized. NCBI's taxonomy places the organism in Eukaryota, Fungi, Ascomycota, Eurotiomycetes, Eurotiales, Aspergillaceae. The coding region runs from base 1 to 228 and encodes 75 amino acids. The transcript is spliced from 2 exons. The record is from RefSeq and is a predicted model, not a curated record.